Molecule: messenger RNA, 420 nt
Organism: Aspergillus novofumigatus IBT 16806
Lineage: Eukaryota; Fungi; Ascomycota; Eurotiomycetes; Eurotiales; Aspergillaceae
Exons: 2
Coding region: 1-420 (139 amino acids)
Source: RefSeq, a predicted model, not a curated record
AUGGCUCCAACAACCCUCUCAGAUAACCACCCCGCCAUCCUCUCCCUCCGCACCGCAGCCCUCCUCACCUCCGCCACGGGCUUCAUCUCCCUCGCCUGGUCCAUCACACAUCACAAGGGCAUUUCCGAUGACGGAGCGGGGAGCAUCAGCUCCAUCGUCUUGGGAGCCAUCGCAUACGCCUUCCUCUGGUCCCUCGUCGCCCUGACAAUACGACUAAUCCCCCGCCGCAUCCACCCUGGUAUAUACCUCGCCUUUGACCUGAUUGCGUUCCUGGCGAAUGCGAUUACGGGGAGCAUCGGGCUAGCGGUGCUGGCGCCGGCGAUGGAGGGCGGGUAUAGCUGUUACUCUGCCGGUUGUGACGGGGAUGCAGUACUCCGAGUGGAGAUAUUUGCGUAUGUGGUUGUGUUUGUGAAUGUGUAA